AACAAGAGGGGCAGGAACUUUUUCUUGUGCACUUAUCCUUAUCAAAAUUGAGGCAUCAAUUACGGAAAAUUGCCCUGAACCCUCAAUGUUUAUGUUAAGAAACUUGUGUUAAUUGGGGAGGCUUGUGUAGCAAGGAUGCAUUUCAAUACUUUUCGGUUGUGUAUUGGAAUAACUAGUUUGUGUAUUUUACUAAUAAUUGAGGGGAAGCAAGUGAGUGCCACAUGGAUAAACACUGACACUUUAGUUCCUACAACCAAUCAAAAUCAAUCAAAGCAAAAUAAUCAAAAAGCCAGUGCAGGAAAAACUGACGUAUUGACACAAAGGAGUACGUUACAACAAAACGCUCAAACAAGUGCCCAAAUUAAUGCUUCCAAGACUGUCACUGCCAACUUUAUCAAAGGACACCAUCUCCAAAAAGAAAUGACUAACAAUGAGAAGAAGAGCACCGAUAUCUCGGGGGUCUUUCCCACGAACACUAUCGAUAUAGAAAAUAAUAGUUCGGUCAAAGUGAAAGCUACACCAAAAUCAAAUCCAGCGUCGACAGAUAAAAAGCCUUCAAUUUCAACUUCAUCGACACCCUUUGGCAAAGCUACAUACAAAACAACAAAAGUUGUGUCUUCAUUACCUUCUAAGGACACAGAGUCAAAAAUUUUUACAUCAGGUUCUCCUGUCAUAAUGCCAUCAUUAGGCACAUCUAACCACGGAAACACAAAACCUGUCAUCAGUAAUAAGACUACUAAAUCUAUCAAAGGCUCUACAUCAGUCACAUUAGAAACUUCAGAGUUAACACUAGAUAUGUUUACAGAACAACGUCCCAUUCAGUCUACGCCAUUUCAUGCACUGACGACAGCUACAACGAAUUCGUUGACAGAAAUUAACUCGGCCAACCUUAAAACAACAACUAGUUACCCAUCUUUAGCCAAUACAGCUAGCUUUUCGAAUUCUCCCAAAGAAACCACAAAGUUUGGUCCACAGACAGUAUCGACAAAUGGACCUCCCUCAGAGUCUACUGCUUCUACUGAACCACCAGUCAACACUAAACCCCAGACCUCAUUUUCCACUGAUAUGUUUCCAAAAUCGGAAAACAACCAACAGAUAUCAUCGACCGCAUCCGUUGCUUCAGUGUUAUCUACGGGUAAAAAAUUUUCAACUGUGCCAUCGAAUUCUACCAAAACUACAAUUGAACAGACUACGUAUUCACAACAAGAACACGCUACGUCAUAUAAAGAUCUAGUUCCUUCAUCAACCGGAGUACCUAACACAGAGCCCGUGGAAAAAUCUACACAAAAUAUGUCAGAGACUGAACAUCUGUGGAUUACUAAGCCGUCAAUUCAAUUUAAUUCUUCCGUCGAAAAACCAUCUACAAACAGCAAUGCAUCCAACCAACCUGGGAUCACUCCAACCACAACCAAAACAAUACCGUCAACAGAGAUAAAAAACAAAUCAUCAUUAGGAACAACCCCGUUCUUUUCAGCAUCUUAUACAGAUGUUACAUUAAAGCCUGAAACUGAAUCCCACACUGCAACCCAGCCUAAUGCUACAGAAGAAACGACCGGUGUUGUCACUUCAGAAAGGACUACUAUAGAUGCAUCGUCCUUAGGUUCAACAGCAACAAACCCGUCUGCAACUUUUUCGUUAACUAAAAGCACGACUUUAAAUAUACAUACAACAGGAAACAUUCUUUCAUCUACAGAACUAAAUCAUACACAAACUAGCAAUGUCUCAACAAAAACAACAACGACUGGAAGUGAAACCACUACAGAAGGUAUGACAUCCUAUGGCAGUCCGACAACAGCUGUAGAGACAAUCGUUCAAACAGACAAUACAAAGAGUGAACAAAGUACACAACAAGCAUCACCAAAAGAGACAACAGAUUAUCCACCUUCAUCUAAUUCCCAGAAAACUGGUAUUUAUGAAACAAAAAAACCAACUAUCUCUCCUGAGGCACUAAGUACAAAAACAAAUGACAGUGAAUAUUCUACGAUGCGUAUACAAGUGACUGUUUCAGAAAACCAAAAGUCUAAAUCGCAGACACGUGCAAGUGAAACAAUAUCAUAUCAGCCUCAUUUAUCUCAAACAUCGCAUGUAAGUCCAACAGAAGCAACAAAAGAAUACCAACCUUCUUUCAUAUCAACUAUAGCCGACAAAGAAACAACAGAAAAACAUCAAAAUCCUACUUCACUUCAUGCCAAUGAUAGAGUAACAACAGAAUUACAACAUUCCACAUCACCUGAUGUCAAUAACAGAGAAACAACAGAAUAUCAAUCUUUCCAGACAGAAACACCACAGUAUCAACCUUCUUCUUCAUCACCAGUCCCUGAAUCAGAGACGACAGAAAAUCAACAUUCAACUUCACCUCGUGAUUUUGAUAAAGAAACAACGGAAUUUCAACCUUCUUCUACCCUUUCUGCCACUGGUAAAGAAACAGAAUUCCAACUUACAUUUACUUCACAAAAGUCUGAUAGAGAAACAACGGAAACAUCUUUUACCUCUCAUCCCACUUUUAGUGAAACAACAGAAUUUCAAACUUCUGUUUCAUCGCAUACUUCUGAGACCGAGAGAGCGGAAUUAAAGCCUUCUACUUCACUUCUAAUCACUAAAGAAAUAAUAAUGAUUCAACCUUCUUCAAGACCACAUCCCAGUGACAAUGAAACAACAGAAUUUCAACCUUCUGUUUCAUCACAUGCGACUGAUAAAGAGAAAACAGAAUAUCAACAAUCCUUCACAUCUGAUCUUACUGACAGAAAAACAACAAAAUUUUUACCUUUAUCAUCACAUACUUCUGACACAGAAACAACAGAAUUUCUUCCUUCUUCUAAAGCGUAUGCUACUGAAAAAGAAACGACAGAAUAUUUAAUUCAUUCGACAUCACAUCCCACUGAUGAAAAAACAACAGAAUAUCAACCUCCUUCAACAUCAAAUGAAACUGAUAAAGAAACAACAACAAAUAAUCAUCCUUUUUCCUCAGCACAUAUUACCGAUGAAGAAACAACAGAAUACCAACCUCUCUCUACACCUCAAAUUAAUGCUAUAGAAACAACAAAAUCUCUUUCAAUAUCGCAUGCCACUGAAGGAGAAACAACAGAAUAUCAACCCCCUUCAACAUCUGAUCCAACAGAUAAAGAACCAACAACAAAAUUCCAUACUUACUCUACAUCACAUGCCACUGAUGGAGAGACAACCGAAUUUCAUCCUCCCUCUUCAUCUAAUGUCACUGAUACUGAAAGGGAAACAACAGAAUAUCAACCAUUUUCAACAUCACAUGUCACUGAUAGAGAAACAACAAUAUAUGUAUCUUCUAUGACGGUUACAACAACAGAUCAACCUCCUUCUACAUCGCUUAGCACUGAUGGAGAGACAGAAGAAUAUCAACCUCCAUCAACAUUAUAUGAAACAACUGAUAUUUCAACAACUGCUGUUCUAACUACUCAUGCAGAAUCUACAAAUACGCCACAUCCAUUAAUCACAGACAAUGAAUCAACAGAAUACCAUUCUUCAGAUGUUGCCACAACAGAAAUCCCUACAAUAAAUGAAUCGACAGCAAUGACAACAAAAAAUGCUGUAACGGGAACCACUACUCCCAUGUUAGGAAUAGAAACAUCUGCAUAUACUAAUGAAGGACAAACUUUUUCAACCAGUGAUACUACCUCAGAGAGAUUGUCCACAUCGAGCGUGGGAAUGUCUACGGAGUUUGAACUCCAAUACACAACAGAGGAGCAUUCAACUAAUAGUGAAUUUUUUUCUACACAAUACGAGCUAGAAAUGACUACGGGUGUUACCGAUACUACUGAGUCAAAGUUUACAGAAUCAACAACAACCAAAAGAUCAGUAACGACAGGAGCCUACCAAGAAACUGAGCCCAGCACAACAAUGGAAAUAGCAUUUGAAGAAGUGUCUACCACGACAAAUUAUGUGCCAUCAAACACUGGAUCCACUGACUUUACACUGCAAUACUUGUCCACGUCAGAAGGUUCUUUAUUAGAAACAACAAAGUCAUCAACAAAUCAUCCAGGGGAAGAAACCACGUGGUCAUCUACAGUCGGUUUUUCUGCUGAAACAACGUCUCUAUUGUCCGGCAUGACAUCGCAAACAACAAUAAACAGUGCAGAAACCUCUCCUUCUGACAAGAGGGACACUGAUGUACCUGUGAAAAUCACUAUGUCCACAACUGUCAUGGAAUCAUCAAGCAUUUCUGAUAAAACGUCAUUAAUUGAAAAUGUAUCUACAGAAACAUCAGAACAAGUCCCUACCGUUGAAUUCACAACAUUGGGGUUAGGGAAUUCUUUCACAACAGAGGAAGGGGCAACUACAACGAUCAUGACUCAUAAGAUCUCCACAGCCCAGGAAAUUCCAAGUUCCACUGAGCAAGUUUCUGCUGCGUUUUCAACACCACAACUGAUGGAAAAUACUUCUUCCACUGAAACAGCUCUCCCGAUGACCGCCAGUUUGACUCAGUCUACCAGGGAAACACUUGGCUUUUCUGAAUCAACUGUAGAAAAUGAAGAAACAACAUUGUCCAAUUCGGCCACAACUCCAAAUGCCACUCUGGGUCUCCAGACUACGGAUAUUUCAACGAUCCCAUCAAAAACACAAGAAACAGGCUCAAACAUACAUACAGAUAUCUCACCUGUUCAUUCCACGAUUGACAAUAUAAAAUUUUCAGCGAUUGCUUCUACCGACAAACCCGAGUCCACUGAGGAGACAGAUGCACAAUUCGUGACUAGUUCGAAUGGUGUUUCGGAACUUCCUCAGACAUCUUCAGCGGAGUUAGAAUAUAAUUUCACAACCAAUGGCGCUGAGGUAUCUACGACAACAAACAAUGGAAUUUCGCAAUCAAAAGGUAUUUCUGGACAUCAGACGACAUUUGACCACCACUCAACAGGUACCUCUUCAUCAAAAGCUAACACUGGUGUACCUGGAAACGAACCCACUACGCUGGAGUCUGUAACAGGGUCUUCCACUAUACCAACACGGGAUGUCACUUUUUCAACACAGUCUUCUGCAAAGAUCAAACCACACAUAGAUUCUGCUUAUUUUGAAUUUGGCAUUGUGAUAUGGAUUUCUGGAACAUUCGAAAGGAAACUGAAAGAUGAUUUUAAGUUCAUAUCAGAAAUUAGUUUACUGGUAAAAGACAAUUUCCUACCAAAGGAAUAUCGUAACAUCUUUCAGUUAGAGGUCGCCACUGUUACGAAGGGUAGUAUAAAAGUACAUGUCCAAGCCAAAGUGAAAGUCGGUAGUCUUCGUAGAAUUAAUACUACUGUUAAAAGCGCAGUUCAGAAAAUGGUCAAUACACUGGAAUCGGUCAAUUAUACCAAGCUCAACACCUCUAGAGGGAAGUUAUAUGACAACAAAGGGGAUGUCAGAAGAUCAUUUCUGUUGCAUCAGAACGACACUGAGUGCGACGCAGUAGACAUUUGUGGAAGCUUUCAAAAAUGCAUCUUAUCCAACAACAACACCACUGCCGUAUUAUGCAAUCCCAUGCAGCGUGCGUGCUACCUUGAAUGUGGUCCAAAUGGCGAAUGCGUUCAAUCAGUUGACACUACUUACUGCAGCUGUGCCUCUGAUUGGUUGAACAUUUAUUACGGCGUGAACUGUGAGAGUCGAGCGGUGUCGCUAGAAGCCCAGCUCGGAAUCACUUUCGGGUCUCUUGGAGUGGUGUUUAUGAUUAUUUUCGUUGGAUGCCUUAUCAGAUCACGGAGAACAGACAAAGAAAGUUUCUUGGAAGACGAUGCCACGGGCUGGCGGGGUUUGAAUGGUGGGGAUUCCAGGUGGUCCACCUUUUCUGGAAGAUACUCCACACGAGAUGUCCCAUACAAAAGAUCUCUAAGAGAUGGGAGAUAUUUAGUUCCGGCUCAUGACCCAUUUGGGAGUGGUCGGUUAACAAGGCCCGGUCUUUAUCUACCCAGAAACGGCGGGCUUAUGGCCACCAGUUUUAUUGAUGCUGUACCCAGCUACAGCCAUUUCAACCUUGAGGCAGAUUUCACCAUCAAAAGGCCCGUUGUGUCCAAGGAACCAAGUGCAAUAUACCUGACAGACCAGUCGUGGGGAUCAGUGGGUUACACCAAUCCUGCUUUUUGUGAUUUUGUGGAGGAGCGGACUCAUCUUUAGUUCACACAUCUCUCAACGGAAUAAAUUGAAACUAAAUUUCUGUAACACAUCAUUUUGUACAUGUUUAUUCCCUGUUUAACGAUAUGUAUGAUAUGUAUUUCUUGUAAUAAAAACA
Molecule: messenger RNA, 6223 nt
Organism: Magallana angulata
Lineage: Eukaryota; Metazoa; Mollusca; Bivalvia; Ostreida; Ostreidae
Product: mucin-3A-like
Exons: 11
Coding region: 136-6108 (1990 amino acids)
Source: RefSeq, a predicted model, not a curated record